AUGGUACAGUUGUCAAAACUUUGGGCAGCGGCACUCUGCCUCGCCACGCUCUCAACAGCAAAGGGCAACUCAACAACUUUCAGCGCCAACCGCCUGAGCCCCCUGAAACACGCCAAAACAACGGGCCCCAGUCCGCUAAACAUCGAAUACUACGAAGCGGGCCCAUCAGAUGGCCAAGCUGUCAUCCUCGUCCACGGCUUCCCCUACUCAAUCGACUCGUACGCACCCGUCGCCCCGCUCCUCGUCGAGCACGGCUACCGCGUCAUCAUCCCGUAUCUCCGCGGUUUCGGCGGAACGCGCUUCCUGCACGCCGACACGCCGCGGAGCGCAGAACAGGCGGCGCUGGGAUACGAUAUCAUCGCGCUCAUGGACGCGCUCGACAUCAAUAAUGCAACCUGCGCGGGGUAUGAUUGGGGAACCGUCGCUGUGAACACUGCGACAGCUCUAUGGCCCGAACGGUGCACGCGCAUGGUCGCGGCGAACAGCUACCUGGUUCAGAACCGGUCGACGGCGUGGGUGCCGAGUGAUCCGGACUCUGAAGCGACAAAGUGGUACUAUUACCUGUUCUUGACGCCCCGUGGCGCCGCGGGCCUCGCGCAGAGUCCCAAGGAGUGGACGCGCACACUGUGGGCGAAGAACUCGCCUGCCUGGAACUUCACCGAGGCGUAUCUAGAUCUGACGACGACGGCGCUGUAUAACCCGGACUUUGUCUCCAUUGCGGUGGACUUUUAUCGCAAUCGGUUGCUUUAUUCGCCGGGGGAUCCGGCGUUUGUGGAUCUGGCGGAUCGCUUGGAUGCGCAGCCGGUCAUCACGGUCCCUUCUGUUACACUGGAUCCCGAGGAGAGUGUUGUGCUCAAGCCGGCGAAUGCGUCGGCGAGUGCCAAGUUCUUUACGGGGCCGAGGUGUCACUACCAGCUCCCUGGCAUUGGUGAGAAUAUUCCGUACGAGGCGCCGCGGACUUUUGUGAAUGCCAUACUUCAGGUUUCAAAGUUGGGUGGGGAGUCUGGGUCUGUUGAUUGUGGGGUGCUUUGA
Aspergillus calidoustus is the source of this 1032-nucleotide messenger RNA. The record is from the annotation of a GenBank genome assembly. NCBI's taxonomy places the organism in Eukaryota, Fungi, Ascomycota, Eurotiomycetes, Eurotiales, Aspergillaceae.